Molecule: messenger RNA, 3231 nt
Organism: Scatophagus argus
Lineage: Eukaryota; Metazoa; Chordata; Actinopteri; Scatophagidae
Product: SLIT-ROBO Rho GTPase-activating protein 3-like
Exons: 22
Coding region: 358-2856 (832 amino acids)
Biological process (GO): negative regulation of cell migration; signal transduction
Cellular component (GO): cytoplasm
Source: RefSeq, a predicted model, not a curated record
UUCAAGACGAAACAUAAAAGAGAGACUUGAGGAAGUUUUCAUUGGUCUCAUUUGCACAAUUCCACGCCUAAGGCUCAAACUAGAUGUGUGAGUGAGGUGACGGGUGAGAAAGAGAAGAGAAAACUGUGAGUGUGUGUGUGAGACACACACACAAACAGAGUGAGAGAGAGAGAGAGAGAGAGAGAGUCAGAGAGAUGAGUUCCACUCCACCCACAUUCAUUUGUGUCCAAUGUGAGGGGGAGGUGAAGCAGUUCAGAGCGUGCUGUGCUAUUAACUAGCAUUAUUUAGUUGCCUCAGUCUGGAGAAGAGACUAGACAAGACUGUUCCUCAUCAGAAUUCCACCCAGUUGGAGCAGCAAUGACCUCCCAGCUGAAACUCCGUAAGGAGAGGGUUGGUUUGGCGGACUAUGACACACAAAUCAAAGAAGUGCGUUGCCAGCUUGUAGACCAGCUGAAGGUGUUGGAUUUGCAACUUGAGCAGAAGAGCCAGCAGCUGCAGGACCUGAUGGACUACCUACGACGACGGGGUGAGAUUGAAAGCGAAUAUUCUCGCUCACUUGAAAAGCUUGCGGAACGGUUCACCUCCAGGAUCAAGAGGAAGGAGCCCAGUAGUCACUCAGUGACCCAGGUCUGGCUUGCUCUUCUGUCCCAGACCCGCCAAGAAAGUAGGGACCACAAUGGGCUGAGUGAGAGCUGCAGCAACUUCCUCAUCCAGCCUCUCACACACUGCAUAGAGUACACACAACACCUUGCCAAGAAGAGUAAAGACAUUUGUAUUCAGCUGCAAGAUGGACUACUCAAGGUUACCACAGAGAUGCAGACUACAUGGCGAACAUACUACCAGUACUACUCAGACUAUGUGAGUGCAGAGGGGAAGCUGAAGGAGGCAGAGAAACAAGAAGAAAAGCAGAAGCAGAGUGCUGCCAAGAAACUGGAGAGGCUGAUAGAAAAAAGACAAAGUAAGGUCCAAGAAAACUACCUGAAGUGCAGCAAGGCCCGAAACGAUUACCUCCUAAACUUGGCUAUAGCCAAUGCCUCCAUGAAUAAAUACUACCUCCAAGACAUUUCCACUCUCAUAGAUUGUGCAGAUGCAGGGUACCACCUCUCUUUGGGUCGGGUGAUGCAGGCCUAUCUGUCCAGUCGUUGGCGGACCCAACAGAACCUGAGCACAGGACUGCAGCAGCUUCAAGUCACUGUGUCUGAACUAAACCAGUGCCAGGACAGAGACACCUUCCUGCAGGACCACUAUAAUGUGUUCUGUAUGCCCCUUCGCUUCCCCUAUCAGCCUCAUGAUGGAGACCAGGUUUGUGAGGUUUGCGCAGAGGGUGAGAUGGAGACCAGACUCAAACAGAUGCAAACCAGACUGAAAGCAGUCACCCAGGAAAUGGAGGAGGCUAAUAAGAGCAUGGCGGCAGCACAGGCUUCCCUGCUGGAGAGCAUCAGUGAUGAUGAUCUGGACCCCUGCAGUGGCUCGUUUCAAGAAGGCAGCACUGAGAACCUGACAGUCAAGCCCAAUGUGGCCCGACGGAGGGCCAACCUGCAGGAAACGGAAAACAUUUACAUCAUUAGGGUAAAAGAGUACCUUACAGUCAGCUCCCUGGUGUGCAAACUGCAAGCCAGACAUGACCAGUUUAAAGUGGCUGUGGAAAAAGCUGAAGCAUCAAAUGGACAUCAGUCGAGACACAUUGGAAAGUCUUUGCGUGUCAGGAAGAAUCCCUCGAGUACCAAUUUAAUGCACAACCACAAACUUUUCAAUGGAGACAUGCUGUCCUUUAUACAGGCAUCAGGACAGCAGAUUCCGGUUGUUGUGGAAAGUUGCAUAUGCUUUAUCAACCUAAAUGGUCUCCACCAUGAAGGAAUAUUUAGAGUGCCAGGGUCUCAGAUGGAGAUCAACAACCUGAGGGAUGCAUUUGAGAGAGGAGAGGACCCCCUGGCUGAGCGGAAAUAUGACCUGGACUCUGUUGCUGGAGUGCUGAAGCUCUACUUCAGAGGUCUGGACAAUCCCCUCUUCCCCAUUGAAAGCACCAACCAGCUCCUGGAGCAUGUCCAAAUAAAGAACGAGGCAGAGAGAGCUGCUCAGCUCAAAUUGGUCAUCUCUUCCUAUCCCAAGCCUGUCAUCAUUGUUAUGAGAUACCUCUUUGCAUUCCUUCAUCAUGUGUCUCAGUACAGUGACGAGAACAUGAUGCAGCCUUACAACUUGGCUGUGUGUUUUGGCCCCAGCCUGGUAAGAGGGGCUGACGACGACGAUGUCGUCACCCUGCAACCUCAGAUCAACGCCCUGGUAAAAAAUAUCAUCCUGCAGCAUGAAAACAUUUUCCCCAGCCAGGGCGAAUUACAAGGACCGAUGUAUGAGAAAUGCAUGACACUGGAGCAGGAUGACUGUGAGAUUAUCAUAGAAGAAGGAGAUGUAGAUGCAGAGUACACACAGAACAAAGAUGAAGUGGAAACAGGAUGCUCAACUGACAACAACACUAGGUCAUCUGCAGCACCAACACAGCAAAAAACAGAGCGUCCCAGAGCCAACAGCAGCGGUUCAAUAGAUCAGAGUAGGUUAAGUAGGCCAGCAGGGGGCAGCGUCGCCUCAGGGGGAAAGAUAUUGCUCCAGAUUCCCAUUGGGCCACAGUGCAAACCAGGGCGGGUCCACUCUCCUGGCAAUGUGCGCAGAGAAUUUCAGGCACACUUAUCUUAUGAGGAUAUUCCUGUUCAAGUAGACAAGGAGGUCUGUCGCCAUAUGGAUUUGGUCUUCAAGGAACUCUCUAUUCGACAAGUAGUGCAGGAUUCCUCCUCCACCACCCUCUCUCCCACUACCCAAGCUCCCCAAAGCAAAGGGAAACGCGACGGACGCAGGGGGAAAUGAGCAGGGCUCUUUAAAGCAGCAGAUCCACUGCUCUGAAACCACUGGCAGUAGUAGAUGACAACAGAUGAUGCAAAUGAAAACUUGUUUUGUGCAGAAGAACCAUGCGUGACUGCAGACCUGCAGUACAAUGUGAAAACUGCACUGAAUGUGCAACUAUCUGCAUCUGCAUAGUUAAUAUAUGGUUUCAAAGACAAAUACCCAUAAUUUUAAGUCAGUACACACACGUCUACAUACAAGCGCAUACCAAAAUGAGAACAUAGUUGUAACUGUGAAUACUGCAGUUCAAGGAAUUUGUAUAUAAUUGUUUGGAUCUUUGUUCACACUUUGAUUUGUCUACGUAGACUUCAUGCAAAAUAAAUAUUUUGUCUAUUCGGA